This is a messenger RNA of Cryptosporidium muris RN66, 8670 nucleotides long. RefSeq lists its product as uncharacterized. The transcript has a single exon. NCBI's taxonomy places the organism in Eukaryota, Apicomplexa, Conoidasida, Eucoccidiorida, Cryptosporidiidae. The coding region runs from base 1 to 8670 and encodes 2889 amino acids. The record is from RefSeq and is a predicted model, not a curated record.
AUGUCAUCUCCAGGUAUUGAUUCAGCUGAAAUCUUAUUUUGUUUGUUAGAUUCCUUAGACAGCUGUGAUCUUGCAACCGAGGCAUCUGUUUAUUCAACGGUGGUAGAUUUUGCAAAUAGCGAAAAUACAUCACAUUUUGUUAUCUUAGCUUCAAAUGCAAUUAUAUCAUUUCUACAAGUUAGUCAUAUAUCAAUUAAUCACCAAAUCAGUCUACUAAGGCUAUUAGCUUUUAUCCUCUCAAGCUAUACAGUUAAAAAAGAAUCUAUAUCAGAUAAUUAUACUGAAGAUGAUGGUAGCAAUUUAAAUAAUUUGGCAACUUUUAUUUUAAAUGAAUAUAUCUGUCUAAAACAAAGUGAUUCUAGAAGAGUUGCUUUACUUCAAGUACUACUAAGUUUAUCACUAUUAAUACCGGAAGAUCUAGUUGAUAUGUUACUUUCAGUAAUUGAUGAUAAUCGCAUUAAUGUAAUAUCUGGUGGAAUUUCCUCUAUUUUAAUAUCAAUAUCUGCAAUUUCAAAAAUCUUACCAAUUACAUUGUGUGCUAAGGGUCAUGAUAUUAUUAUGAAUUUACUUUCACUACUCCAUAAAGCUGCAAAUUCAGAUUCAGUAUAUAAGGUAUCAUCAAUAAUUAGUAAUUCAAAGGUAGAAUUGGUUCGUUGCCUUGCAGAUGUUGCAGAUGCCAUAAGAUGCAAUAUAUCUGAAAGAAAUAUGUAUGCAGGAUUAAUUGGUACAGCUUUUGAUGCAUUAUUAAAUGAUUGGGUUCCAACAAUUCAGAAAGAUAAAGAGGCAUUUUAUUUAUCUUUCCCAACCUUAGAAACUCUUGGACACUUAGCACAAGUUAUUGAUGAUCAACAACUAAUUCAACAUUCUCCAAAAUUACUUUUGGUUUACCUACAAAUUCUUAAUUCUUUACUAAGUAAACGUAAUAAAUACUUUCCAAUUAUAUCGAAUAUAUUUAGUGAAUCAAAUAAGCUAAUUGAAUGUAAUGAUUUAUUACCUAAUAAUACUUCAACAAUUAGAUGGAGACAAUUUCACGCAGCUGCAUUUAGUGCAAUAACCCCUUUACUGACAAGUAAAUCAGAUACUAUUGCAAUAUCAUUGCAUUACUCUAUUUUAUCUGGAUUUAGAUUAUUUAUAAGUAGGUGUUAUAUUGUCUGCCCACAAAUAUUUAUGGAUAAAUCUACAUUACAUUCACUACACAACGUUUUACUUCAGUAUUGUGCAAUAUUUCAUCGACUAUAUGGUGUAGUGUUACUAUCUGGCUAUCAUUCUCAUGAUGAUGCGAUAAAUAAAGCUCUUGAGAAGGGAUUUAUUAAUACUCAAGAUGAUUUUAGUGAUCAAGUUUGGACCCCCUCAGUAUUUCAUGAUAUAGUAAUGACCCAUAAUGAACUAAUAUCAUGCUGGAAAACAUUAAUUCAGAAAGAGGCAAUUAUGGAAGAUACUGUAACGUUUUUGCACGAUAAUAUUGACUUGAAAUCAGCGAAUCGGUUAUCUUCUAUGUUGAUACUAAGGUACAUAGUUAAAGAUAUCCCUGUGAAGGAAACUUCUUAUCUAAGUUCUAUCACAGUUCACGAAACUUCAAGUUCAGCUAUUGGAUGUCUGCUGUAUAGGAUAGCUCGCACAACUUUAGAACAAGGAUUGGAUUAUUGCAUUGCCUACUUGCUAUGUGAGCUAAUAUGUGAGUUAGCAAAAUAUGGUUAUCUUCAUAUUGGAUCUACCAUUGCUGAGAAUAUCAGUAGAGAUAAAAAUAAGAGUUUUACAACAUCAAAUAAUGAGGGUUUGUGGGUUGUACCUUCACCUUUCUCAGCUGAAAUGCUUACUUACUUUUUAAGAUUAUUGGCUGUUCAAGAGAGCAAGGCACUAUCUGAGCACAAAAGACAUAUACAACGUUAUAAAGCUGAUCACAUAAAGAAUUAUUCUAUUUUAAAGAAUAACCAAGAAGUAAAUAUUCCAAUAAUAUAUCCACCAAGUUUAUGGGAUAUUAGAAAUAAUGCAAAAGAGCUACUAACUGAAACAUUGACAACUCUAGUACCAGAGUUACUAUGGCCAUUACUUAUCGAUGCAGUGAAUCAUCCAAAGUUAGGCUCAGCAAUGCCAACUGUAUGUGAAUCUUUAUCUAAAUCAUGCUUCACACUAUACAAAAAGUCAUCUAACCCUGCUAUUUUCUUUAGUGCAUUUGAGUAUCAACAUGCAAGGUAUUUAAAUAUAUGUGAUCCAUACAAGAUAUUUAUUUGGCUAUGUAUGUACUUACAUGAUCCAUAUGUAUAUAAUGGAAAUUUAGCUUAUUGGUCACUGCAGUGUUUACAGUGGAUUGCACCUAUGAUACAUUCAUCACCAAGUUGCCUCUGGGCUUGUGUACCAAGUGAAAGGUUACAAAGUAUCAUUAGUUUUAUGGAAUCUAUUUCACUGAACAAAAGGAAAACAGCAGAUAUUACAUUUAACUUAUUGCAGGAAGAUACAGAUGCAAAAGUAAGUGAUGAACUGGGUAUUCACUCUAUGUUACCAAUUAAUAUAGAUGCAUGGUUUCCUUUGGUCGACGAAUGUAUUUCUUUUAUAUUAUCUGGGAUUUCAGGUGACUCAUCUGAAUUAAAUAAUGUUGAAUAUGACUCCAAUUCUAUUGAAAAUAUACCAAAUGAAAAUAACUCAGUUAUAUCUACAUUACUUUCAAAUUUGCUUAUUGCACUUUUUUCAGCGUGUAAGGAUAUUAGAAACGAUAGAGUUCAAAAAUACUCAGACCCACCUACUGAAUUUCAAAGAGCUGGUAUGUAUUCACUACUUGGUUUAUUGAUUAGGGAAAUAGGAUCUUCAUCAGCUUCAAUAAACCCAAUAUUAGGUAAGAAUUUGCAUAUGAUGCGUGGCAAAUUUAUAAUGACAAUAAUGGAUGGUUUAUUUAUACCUGAUAUGGCAAAUUUAGAAACUAAUACUAAUAAUCUAGGUAAUGAUAAUUCAGCUAGUAACUCUGAUAUUCAAGAUAAUAAGAGGGAAAUAAAGAAAAAAUUAGAAUAUAUGCAAGCUUUCAAUUUAGGAACAAUGGAUAUUCAAAGUUUUUCAUCUGCAAUUGGAUUAAGUUCAGUAGCACUACAGAGAAGUUGUGGUAGGUGCUUGGGAUAUGCAUCAAAUCACCAGAGCAAUUUCAUUGUAGUUUCAGAGUACUUGCUUAAACUAGUAAAGUCUGAAGCUGCAAACAAACGAUCAGGUGCAUUUAGCUUUUUUGGGAAAUCCUUGGCUGUUGUUCAAGCGGAGCAGUUGCGUUCAACCCUUAUAAUGGGGAUUGGACACUGCCUGGGUGAAGCACCUCUGUUAUUGUGCAAUUCUGCAAUAGAAACUAUUAAACGGAUGCUGCAAGUUUUGGAAUGUGCAAUAAAGGAUGAAAAGGAAGUAACACUGCAAUAUUCUGCACUGCGAGCAAUACAAGUUGCCUAUCGCACAAUAUCGUGCGAUUAUGAUACUGCAUUAACAAUUUCAGCUAGAUUAAAUUUGAUCUCGGGAAAAUCUUCUAGUGAAUUUAAGAAGAACAGUUUUAAUGAAAAUACAAUCGAAAUAUUUAGUAAAUUUCGUGAUAAAGUUUUUCCAUAUAUACUCACAAUUCUGGUCUUCCCAAUAACUAUUGAAUUACCUCCUAUACCAUUAAAUUCCACAUUACUAUUAACUGCUGCAUCGGGUAUGCCAUAUAGUGCAACUAGUUCUAUAUCCUCUCAAAAGACACCAACGGAUCCAUCUGGUCCUUAUAUAAGAAGUAUGGUUAGGUAUCGUGAUUUCCCAGUGACAAAUGAUACAAGUUUAAGCAAUGGGAAUAUUAAUGCUGAUGAACUGGAAAUAAAGUCAAUUACUCCCGAAUUAUCUGGUGAAGGAUCAAGUUUUGAUAUGAAUAAUGAAACCAUAACACAUGGUCCAUUUAAUUUAACACUUGCAGUGUUAUCAAUACUUAGUGAAAAUAUAGCUCUAAAUUCAAAUUCACCUUUAUUAUCUGAAAAAAAUACCUUAGAUGUAUCUUCAGUAUCUCCAUCAUACCAAUCAGCUGGAAGUUUGCCUAUUUCAAACAAUUUAAAUAAUUCACUACUGAACAACAUACAAGCUACAAACUCUCCACAAAUAGUUCCAGUUUAUAAUAGUGAUCAAUUUAGCAAAAAUUUAGUAAAUUCUCAUGGAUUUGGAGCAGUCAACCCAUAUAAUACAACUAGAUCUGGAAAUACAAACCAAGUUGAGAGUAAGUCAAACCAAAUAAUUGCUUCUUAUUCGAGUAUACUCAGUUUAUUACCUCCAGCACAAUUCAAUAAUUUACUAUUGGCUUCAAUAGAUGCUUCUACAUCUCUAUUAUCCUUAUCAUCGCCUUUACAGCCUCAAUUUGUUCCAUUAGUCAUAAAUUCAUGUUUAACAUUACUAGUAUCUAUUUCAUCAAGGAUAAAGUUUAGAGCUGAUUCAAAUAUAUAUUGUCAAGAUACUCCCAAUCAUAUUAAUAAAAAUGAAAUAUCAAAAAUUUUAUCUGUUCUAGAUAAUGGAUACUUUUUAGAAGAAAUGUUGCCAAUUGUUGAAGAUUCUAUUACUCUUUCUUCUGGUGAGAUUUCUGUAUUUCAGAUCCUUGCAUCACUUGGCCGUUUAUACAUGACUAUAUAUACAUCUCAUAUGCCAUCAUGGAUAGGACUAACACAUCUAUUAGAGGGAUUGUUGGGAUUAGCAGCAACGACAAAUGUCUCUACUCUACGUUAUACAUGUAUAUACAUUGUAUAUUACCUUUUAAAAGAAGCACCUUUAGUUGAGAUUAUUCAAGCCUCAACAUUGAACAAUAUGGAUGAAGAUACUGCAAAAGGUACUUGGGGGGCAUGGAUGCAUUGUAUAGCAUUGAUACUUGGACGUGCAUGUGACUCCUGUUAUCAAAUACAACAAUUAGCAUAUCAAUCCAUAAAUGAAUGUUUUAUAAGAUCUAAAUGGACUCAAAAUAUACAAUUAUAUUUAAAAUCAGAUUUUUCAUCUGAAGAGUCUGGAUCAACAAGAAAAUCACCAACUUCAUCAAUUAUACUAUCACCAACAUACUUAAAUUUACUACAUGAAAUGGCUGAGUAUAUACCAUCGUACUGUUUGCGUCCACUAUGUCAGCAUAUUCUACCAUCAUUUCAUGAUGCUGAUAAAAUGACUUCAUAUGCAAGUGUUGAAACAACAAGAUUACUUUUAAGUAUUAAUAAAAAAAUUUUGGAAAAUGAGUCCUUUGCAUGUAAUCUUGUAUCAUCACUAUUAAAUGAAAUUCCUGCAAUAAUUGAUAUAGAAUUACAGAAUAAUGUCUAUUUGCUUAUCAGAAAUAUUGCUUCAUAUCAAUUCUCAGUUGUAACAACUGAAAUUUUCCAACUAUGUAUUAAGAAACAAGAAUAUGUUGAUGAUUCUGAAGAUAUUUUAUAUACUGAUCACAAUAGUAAUAGUGAUGAAUGGACAAAAGUUGAUUUAUUAGCUUCUUUGGGAGACAAGGAUCCAGAUACAGUAGAUAGUAACAAAGAAAACAGUAUGAAGUGUGUGGUAGAUCCAAUAUAUUCUAAAGCAAUAUCUUGUAUUGGACGUGAUAGGAAUUUGCUACUAAAAUCAUUUAAAUAUUUAACAGAUAUAUUGAAUAAUACUCAAUAUGAUAGUAUAUUUUCUAAAAAAACCUGCAACACCUUAUCUGAAUUUUCUUAUGAACAUUUGCUAAUACGCUCAAGUACACUAGCUAUUGGUAUUUUAUUAAAGACAAACGAUUCAUCUAUUAAACAGUUAGCAAAAAAACAUUUCCCAGAAUUAAUGGCCACAUUAUUACUAAGAUGUUGCUCUACAAUGGGAUGUAUUAACAUGGGUGCUUUAGAAUCUAGUGAUACAUUAAGGUCACUAUUUACUGCUUCAAAUGAUGUUGAUAUGUUAACAACAUAUUUUGAUACUCAUCAAUUACAGUCACUCCUUACACAACCUGGAAUGUUUGAUAGAUGUAUUAUGAAUUUGUUAGAAUAUCUAUUCAUGUACAGAUCCAAUAUAGCUAUACCAAUUAUAUUAUUUAUUAAACCUUUUUUGAAUAGGAUUAACUCUCUUCAUUGUGUUGGUGCCAUCACUAUAUUGGCAACAGCUCCACUUGGUAUAUAUAAUACAAUGAAAUUUGGAAGCAAAAAUUCAUCUGAAUAUUUAAUUAGCAGACAGGAAUCAAGUAAUAUCAACAUAAAUACUAAAAUAAGUACAAGUAAGACAGAUCUUCAGAUAGAUCCACUAGCUGAAUCUGUACUUAAUGACAAUUUAUCAAGUUUGAUUUUGAAUAUACUUAAAGAUAACAAGAAUGUAUUGGUUCAAAAAAAUGGAUAUAAAUAUUUUCAGUGGUAUUUCUGGUACUGUUUGGAAUCAAACACAAGUUUACCAAUAGAUUUCAUCAAAAUGUAUCUAAAAGUAUGUUUUAUAGAUACUAUUAACCUAGCAUUUUCCUGUGUACAGGCAAAUACGGAUAUUAAAGAUAUUUUAGACAAUAAUAGUAAUGAAAAUUCCUUUGGAAAUUUUCAAGAGUCUAAAAAUUUGUCAACAAUACCAAUAAAGGUAAUAGGUGAAUGCAUUAUAUCCCUUAGAUAUUUGGUAUUGAUUAUAGCAAGUAAAUGCAAUGUAAGAUUACAAUCUAUUCCUGGACAUCCUCCACUAUAUAAUAAAGUAGUAAUUAACAAUGAUCAAUAUGACAUAUCAAAACAGGAAACUUGUGAUACAGCUAAAAAACUAAUUAUAGACUUUUUUGUAUCUUCUGAAAUAUUGAUGAUAUUUCAAGAAUUAAUAGUAAAUGGAUAUUACAGAACAAAUAUUGAACUACAAAGUUUACUACUACUUUUAGAUAUACUACUUCUUGUAAUACAAGUGUGGAGUAAUAAUACAUCAGAUGAAAAUCUUAACAGUAUUAAGGAAUUUGUACAGAAAAUUCUGGUGACAUUAUUAGUCAAGCUAGAAGAUCCCAUUUUGGAUAUAAGUAGAGCAUCCUGGAGAGCAUUACAAAUAUCAUUAAAGAUUAUACUUAAUAAAGAACAAUGGAACGAUACUAUAUCUUCACUCAAGAAUAGGUUGUCAAAUUAUAAAGUGGCUGAUAAUUCUUCCUUUAUACUUACAAACUCGAAUACAAUUAACUCAUCAUCAUCAAUUAUGAGUCCACUUACAGUUAGAAAUAAUUCAUUAAAUAAAUACUACAUUAUAAAUAAGUUUAACAAAAUAUCAUCAUUUUACAGAGAAAAUAAUGAAAAUAUCUUAAAUAAUAGUGAAGGUAAUAUUAACUAUAGAAAUAAUGGAAUUUACAAUUAUGAAUAUAUACUGCCAUCACAUUAUAAUAUCUAUUUUAAUAAUAAAAAUGUCGAUAAUAAUUUUGAUUUAACAGAAUAUACUGGCAAGGAUAAUAAAUUAAAUAAUUAUAAAAGUAGACUUUAUGAGGUAAAAUAUCUUGAUGAAUGUGAAUUAUUAAAUAAUUAUCUACUUCCUAUAUUAAAUCCGAAUGAAACUGUUUCAUAUCAGGAUUUUUUAAAUUGCAUCAUACCACUUAUGAUAUCAUCGAAAUAUUUAAAGGAACUAUCACCAAAAAAUAAAAUAAAUAAACUACUUUUGAAUGUAACUAAAACAAAUGAUGAGUGCUCUCAAAGUAAUGACCAAAUAUUAGAUCAUAAUAAUGGUAUUCAAAAUCUCAAUUAUAUAGAAUUAUCUUCUAAUUCUAGGACAGUAUUGAAUACUUCUAUACUUAAUGAACUUCAAAUGAAUAUUAACAAUUGUUAUUUGUAUUUGUGUCAGUGCCGUUAUUAUUUUCCUAAGGAAAUAUGGGAUAUUACUGAAGCAGCUUUAUCAACUAUCCCAAAGGAAUUAGAAAAAAUAAGGAGAGAAGCAGAAACACAACAUUUACUUUUUAAUCGAAAUAUAUUUGGUGAAGUACUAAAUGAAGAUGGUGAAAAUCCUGAAAAAGCUUGUGUUACAUGUAAAAGUGAGACUUUUUUUUCUUCAAUGAAGUCAUCAUCAUCAGGUACUGUAUAUAUUUCUGGUUUUGCUCAAAAUGCAUUAUCACACUUUAACACUUUAUGGAAAAGUAGGGAGAAGAUGGAGAAGGAAGAUAUUGAUCAGAGUAAGAAACAUGAAACAAAGAAUAAUGACUUAGAUUCUUCGUUAAAAAAGAUCAGUGAUCAGGAUAAAGAUAAUAGUUCUGAUCACAUUAAAUUCUUAAAUACUAAUAAUCACUUUAUGGAACAAUUAUUGCCGAAAGUAGAUUAUUCAAUAUUGCCAGAAUCACUUUUGCAACAGUUGAAAAUUAGACGUAUGGAAUUGAUAUCUGAGUAUAUAAAAUGUCCACCAUUACUUAGAAAUGUCCAGCACAUUAAAUUUGGAGAUGGCGAAGUGUCAGAAGGAUCAUCAGCUAUAUUAGCUUCAACUUUCAUUAAAUAUAUUUCACUCGAAUUAUUUCAAAACCAUUAUACAUCAGAAUAUUUAAUGAUGAGUUCAUAUACAGAUAUUUCUUCAUCAAAACCUUGGAGUUUAUCAGAAUAUUAUAGUCACCAAAGUGAGGAAGUUAUGGAUAUUAUUGAGAAAUUGAUAUCUUUGGAAUCAUUAAUAUCAGCUAUAUGUAAACAGAUAUCAACCUUUGUAGCACAAUCAAAAUCUCCAAGUAGAUACCGUUUUGCAAAGGCAUUAGCAAAUUUGGUAUAUAUUUCUUAUAAACCAUAA